Rhododendron vialii is the source of this 2108-nucleotide messenger RNA. Its product is annotated as F-box/LRR-repeat protein At3g03360-like. The record is from RefSeq and is a predicted model, not a curated record. The coding region runs from base 424 to 1968 and encodes 514 amino acids. The transcript is spliced from 6 exons. Gene Ontology annotation, molecular function: protein binding. Lineage: Eukaryota; Viridiplantae; Streptophyta; Magnoliopsida; Ericales; Ericaceae.
AUUUAGAUUGAAGUAUCUUGUUCUUCCUUUCGAGAGUUUGAGAUGAAAAUACAAUUGUUUUUCACGUCAUAUCUCAGAUGUUGAGCCUAUUGUCAAAGUUCCCAAAUUUAUCGUUGUUUAUUAGGUUUAUUCAUUCAUUCCUGUGUUUUCGAAUUUAUGCAGAUCGGGUGGAAAAUUGAGACAUCCUUGAGUUAUCUAAAUUGUUAUUGUUUUCUGUUCCUAAUUUUGCUGCAGAUUAAAGAGAGAAAUUUAAUUAUUUCAAUACCAAAAAGAAAGGACUUUAUUUAUAAUCUGGUGAUGGCGGGUGUGCAGCAGAGAAUGAGCAAAAGAAACAACUAACUGCAAUUGGUUACCAGCAGAUUAAAGAGAGAAAUUAAAUUAUUUCAAUACCAAAAAGAAAAGGACUUUAUUUAUAAUCAGGUGAUGGCGGGUUGUGCAGCAGAGAAUGAGCAAAAGAAACAAUUAACUGCAAUUGAUAUCUUAGGCGAGAGAAGAAAGCGUGGGCCACUGUUUUAUUGUCCCUGUAAAGUGGCGAAAUUGGAGCACUCUGGGCAAGACAAGGAGGAGCUUCGUGGAGAGGAUCGGAUUAGUCAAUUGCCACAGGACAUCCUUGUUGCCAUUCUUUCCCGUUUGACACUUCAGGAAGCAGGAAGAACUAGUGUCCUCUCAAAUAAAUGGAGAUACUUGUGGACAUUUAUCACUCGUAGGUUGAACUUUGAUGCUUGGAAAUCGGUCUUGAAUUCGGAUUUGUCUCGUGGUGUAAGGAUCAACAGUUUUACGUAUGCAAGUUGGGUUAAUCAGGUUUUGAAACAUCACCAGAGUCCAUUUAUAGACGAAUUUAUAAUUUGUUUUUGCUUGGAUCAUCAUUUUUAUCAUCACGUCGAUAGCUGGAUUAAGUUUGCAUUUGGAAAGGGAGUUAAAAGGUUUGAAUUGAACUUGCUCAACGAUGGACCCUUAGAUUGCCGCCCAAGUUAUAAAUUUCCUAGCUUGGAAAAGUUCCAGUCAAGUUCAAAUACUGUACAAGGCAUGCAGUUGUAUGGCCAUGCGACCCGGGCUGUUGGUUCCAUUGGCUUUUCUUCCCUUACAACCCUCCGUCUCACAUAUGUUAAUGUUACCGACAAGAUUAUUGAGAACUUUCUGGGCAAUUGUCCUCUUCUCGAAGAAUUGCAUGUCGUAUGGUCAAAGCGCCUUCGGAAUCUAAAAGUUGUAGGUAUAUCACUCAAAUUGAAGUCCUUGGAGAUCUCCAAUUGCAUCAGUUUGAGAGGUUUGGAAAUUUGUGCUAUAAAUCUCGUGUCCUUUUCAUAUACUGGGCAACGCAUACGUCUGCUGCUUACAAAUGUUCCUGUUCUUUCAAAGUUCUCCACCGCCGGAGAUUAUUGUCAACAUUUAAUGUACAAAGAUCACAUGGAUUCGAGCUAUCUACAACAGCUAGAGAGGCUGAAGAUGAAAUUCGUUUCUGAGGUCUUUAAGGCCUCUAUAAGUUUUACCCAAGAAUUUACCAAACUAUGCCGUCUGAAGCAAUUGGAAUUGGAAAUCUGGGCUGAACUUGGAGAUAGCCUUGUCAUCUACACUUGCUUGAUUAAGGCGUGCCCUUCAUUGUCGAGAUUUGCAAUGCGAUAUACAAGGGCAAGGCUUUACCAUUUCGAAGAGUCAUCAACAUCAUCGGGUGAGGUGAGGCUCAAUGUAGUUGAAGAGGCGCGGGUGCAAGCGUCUACUAGAUUUCAGCACCAAUGCCUUAAAGUGGUGGAGUUGGCUGGUUUUAUUGGGCAUGCCGAGGACCUUGAGCUUGCUUCACACUUGCUUGAGAUUGCUGUCUCCCUUGAUAAACUGGUAAUUAAUCCCCGUAAUCCAUAUUUCCUUGACAACCCAGACAUCCCCAUGAAAAGUGAGGAUUUAGAAAGGGGUAGAAAGUGUGCAAGGCUGCUGGAAACAAAACUACCACCAAAAGCUAGUUUAGUGGUACUCUAAUUAGUCAUGAAGACUUUUCUAUUUUAUUUUCUUUUUUCUUCUCUAGUUGGAGUUUUGUAAUAUGGAAUGGAUUGUGACACAAGUUUUUGGACCUGGGUAAAGGAGAAACUGAGUUACUCCAUCUAAAUUCUUUGUGGAAA